UACAUGUAUUUUCUCAGCUUAUCGUUUCCACAUUCACACGUUCAGUCACUCGUCAAAGGUGCCGUUAUUCAGACAUUGCCAGACAUCUCUUCAUAAGAAGUGUAGGUACUUAUUUCAAGACUGCCAUACAAUCAUUUUGGCUAAGUGCUACGAGCUUUGCAGUUCAACAUCACCUGAGUGUGUGUUGCAUUCAUUAAAGCAGGGGAAGCACAGAAUGGGUUUUGAAGGAAUAUGCAUGGUGGUGGUAUUAUGUCUAAACAUGUCAGCUGUGCAGUGUGGAGGGGAUGUGCUGUACUCCACCACUAGUGUCUGUGGUCUUAAAGGAGCAUCAGUGGUCCUGCCCUGCGCAUAUCACUAUUCCUGGAUUGGUCACUAUUGGAGAGGAGAGUGGUAUGAAGAGAGGAGUAGGAGAGUCAGAGGACACAACCCUCCUAAUUAUGACUGCAGUCUGAAAAUCGACAAACUUACAGACGAUCACUCUGGUGUUUAUCAGUUUCGGUUUUACACAACACUACACCGGAGCUGGAUAACAAGCAAACCUGGGAUUACAGUGACUGUUACUGAUUUGAAAGUAAAGGAAGUUGAUGCAGGGGAUGAGAAUCAAGCUAAAGUGACCUGCAGCACCUCCUGCAGUUUGCACUCUGAACUUCAGUAUGUCUGGUACAAGACUGGACAGACUCUACAAGACAGAACCACAGCCUCCAUACUAGUCUAUGAAGUGGCCAGUUACUCCUGUGCAGUGAGCGGUCAUGAAGCUCUACGCUCCCCUGCAAAUUGUGUUCCAGAUAAACAGUGCUGGGGUGUGACCUACUCCUAUGAGAAUAGCUGUGUAUUAUUGGGCUCAGCGGUAGACAUUCCCUGCACUUACUUACAUCCAAAAGAUGACCGCAUCAACAACACAUUUUGGUUUAAUAAACAAAAAUCUAACAAUCACCCAGAAGAUCUCAAUUUGGCUGAUGAGUACAAAAAUCAUGUGGAAAAUCUUGGAAACAACAAGAGCAGUUGCACUCUGAGACUGAAAGACAUCAGAGUCAGUCACUCUGGAGAAUAUGCCUUCAGGUUUACAACCACGGAAGGAGAAAGUUACUCUGGAUUACCUGGAGUCAACAUCUCUGUAACAGCUCUGCAGGUGUUGACCCCUCCUGAAGCUGUGACAGAGGGCGAGAGAGUGACCCUCACCUGUGAUACCACCUGUGCUCUGAGUAAAGACCUCACCUUUAUCUGGUACAAGAAUGGACAGCCUGUGACCUAUAAACACACAACCAGAGACAACAAGCUGCAUCUAAACCCAGUCAGCAGUGAGGAUGCAGGCAGUUACUCCUGUGCUGUAAAAGGACAUGAGAGUCUCUCCUCAAAUGAUGUCUCACUUAACGUGAGAUACAGGCCAACACAUGUCUCAGUUUCCAUCAGUCCCUCUGAUGGAAUAAAGGAGGGGACUUCAGUGACUCUGACCUGCAGCAGUGAUGCCAACCCACCAGUGCACACCUACACCUGGUACAUGAAGAGUGGAGCUGAAUCUCUUGUUAGGGGCACAGGGGAGAGCAUCAGCUUCAAUGUGACCUCUGAUACCAGUGGACUUUACUACUGUGAGGCACAGAAUGAACUUGGCUCUCAGAACUCUACUGGAGUUGAUGUUCCUUCUAAAGAGGUAGCUGCCAUGAUCCUGACAGCUACAAUCACCACAUUAAUCAUUCUCGCUGUCCUGCUGAUGCUUGGAAUUCUGCGCUUGAGCAGCAAGAAGAAAGCUAAAAUGACUGCAGAUACAAGGACCACAAAUGCAAACACACAGAGUGACGCUGGUCUUGUGUACAGCACCGUCACAGUAAGAGCCACGACCUCUGACCCCACACAGAGAGUGACCACACAUGAUCAAGACGACGUUCAGUAUGCCAACGUUCAGAUCAAUCCCUCCAAAAGACAGGAAGUGCCUCUGUACUCCACUGUCCAGAUGCCUCAAUCCUCUGCACAGGAUGUUGCCAACGCUUCAGUCCAGUUCCACAGAAGGAGUGCUGCCACCAGAGCUGAGGAUGACAGUGUGACCUACAGUACAGUCCACAAACAAUGACAGGCCUGGAAACAGCUGACCAGAAAGACCCUCAGGCCAUCUCAGUUCAUACAAAAAAUAUUGUUCUGGUUUACUCUUGGUGUUAAACUAUUUGGAACCACUUUCUGUAUGUAGCG
This is a messenger RNA of Alosa sapidissima (American shad), 2181 nucleotides long. RefSeq names its product B-cell receptor CD22-like. The record is from RefSeq and is a predicted model, not a curated record. The coding region runs from base 215 to 2065 and encodes 616 amino acids. The transcript has 11 exons. Lineage: Eukaryota; Metazoa; Chordata; Actinopteri; Clupeiformes; Clupeidae.